AUGGGCCGUCAGGCUUAUUUGAACCGGCUCGCUUUGGGUCGGUCACCAUACGAACCUCAAGAGACAGCAACAGUCGACCCUUCAAAUCCAGUACGAAGGGUUUCUAACAUACAUGCCGAUGAUUACAUGCAACAGUAUGAUGCCCGAGGGCAUCAGGUCAAUCCAGAAUCUAAAUCUUUGGGCCGAGCGCUUCGCAGAGCGAAAAAUGACAUCCUUUCUACCAUGGGCAUUGUUGUCAGCAGUGAGGAUCGAAAUGCCAACACAUCCAAUGACAAGCAGAAGAUGAAUCAAAUAAUGACCGAGAAUGAUUUUGGUUUGGUCAUCACUACCUUGGACCAAGUAUUCGUGUUUAUCAGCACCUGGUGGUCAUCAUCUCUCACAGGUCGGAUUUUGACCUUCAAACACUACACCCAUGCGCCGCUCCUAGAUGUAAUCCGCUCUGAGCGCGUAAAUACAGGGAUUGUCGGCUUCUAUUUUGCUGGUAUACCUGCCUGGGCAGUCUCUAGCACAUUGGCAAUUGCUCGCGAAAGUCCCCUCAGACGCCUUUCCGUUACAAUCCGCGACUACGUUUUGAGCUUGAUAAGCAGCAAUGGCCUGGCAUUAAGCACCCGUGCUCUGUUUGGAGUCGGGUAUUCCAUGGUUAAACAUUCUGUUCUCAUCUUGUCCCUCGAGGCCUAUAUGUACUCUGUACUCCAGGGUCUCUCGCUGGUGCCCGCAAACUCCAUCCCCAGCCUGCGACAGUUGAUCCCGUUCGGCAAAACAUCUUUAUUUCAACUACCAACUCUUCCUGCUGAUUUCUCCAUCCCAUCAAUUGGUGGUUUCGUCAUGCAACUUCUGACCUCCCCCGGAGUUUUGACAUUUGUUUACGCAUUUUACCUACGCCCAGAGCUAGAAGAGCGCAUCUACAGACUUAUCCGGCGCCAAAUUCCCAAGCCUUCCCUUGCAGACGAGCUCUCGAUUCGAGUCGCGUAUGAGGAGAACCUAAUCGAAUGGGUUGUACCGACCUUGGGACGUAGAUCUGAGGAAGAGUCUCGCCGUGCGAAACUUACAUUAACGCAAGAUAUCAAACAAGAACUUGUCGCUUUACGAGGGUGGGUUUUCUCUCUAUUCGGGCUUUUUUCCAGCAAGGCCCCAGAACAACCCCGGGUCGACGGUCAAGGUCCAGAGAAUAUCGAAAAUCAUCUCCGGCAAUCGAUUGAAUCCUUACAACAUGAGCUAGAGGAAAUUCAGCUUCGGACUAAUGUCGCUGGAGUCGAGCAGCGUGAUAUUUUAGCUAGACCAUUGGAGGCUAUCGCGCGCGAUGAUGACGAUAAUGAAUCGAUAAAUUCGGUUCCUGAUCUGGAACCUGUUCAAGCGCCUGAUUCCGAGCUAGGUCCAGAUAUGAACCAAGUCCUGACGAACGAAAACCGUAUGUCUCAGUCUCCUGGUGAGAUGAGCAAUGACUUUUUUUCCGAAAUAGCCACCGUUGGACGAGCAAGUGCACCCUCAAGCGCAUCGCGCUCGCAGAGCCGAUCAAGCAAUAUCCAACAGGCCGAACGCUCAGCAAGGCCCCGGCAAAACUCUCGCUCAAAUACCCUAUUCUCCCGGCCAUCCUCCCCAGAAACAUCACCACCCACGUCACCUCGUGUCAGAGCUUCUUUAAUUCAUCAGAGUUCCGAUAUCAUCACUAUGCAGCUGGAACUCCUAGGGAACCGCAAUCGCCAAAACGAUACACCUGCACAGCGAAAUCCACCUUUCUUCGGUCGCACUAAUCCAGCGACUGCAAUGGAUCGCAGAUCGAUAGUCGAUUUCCUUGAGGCGCUGAUCUUGAGUCAAGCCCAGCAGCAAGCUGCAGAACAAUCGCCAAUACCUGAAAACGAGGAUCUGUCCAGCAUCGCGGCAGGAGCCAACUAUGGCACAGGCCAGGAAAUUCCUGCUGUGGAAAGUCAGCCACAUAAUAUUGUGCAAGAGGCGAUGGCCGAUCAUCAUAUUGACCCUGCUCCUUCAGAGGAACCCCUAGUCUCCAAUAUGCCAAGCAUUCUUCCAGUCAGCGUUGAGGAGCCCAAUGAUGGAGAGCAUAUUAGUUUCCGGCCAUUGGAUUUAGCUGAAGAAGAUGGCCUUCCUCUCGGCACUGCACUCCCACCAAUGUCGCAGAUACCGGGUAUGAUGGCAAUGAGCCAACCCCCUAUUGCUCAUAGAGUGACACUCCUUUCUGCUCACCCAGUAGACUCACUUGCAUCACACCUCGCGGCGAUUCUCAGCACCAUCAUUUUGUCGCCCCUCGAAUCACUCUAUGUCCGCUCUUUGGCCCAUUCAUACCUUUCUUUAAACCCUUCUUCUACACUUCGAGUCUCAGACCUACACCCUGUUGGGUUGUGGGGUGGCGGACGAACCUGGUCUGAUACGAUUGGGUACUGUGGUAGACUGGUCCUCAUGAGAGCUAUGCAAUCUGCGCUAAGAGCCGCUGUGUGGGGCUUUUUGGUGGGUUCGACAAUGAGAAUUGGGAGAAAGUUUUGUGGGUGGGGGACUCUAUAG
Penicillium verhagenii is the source of this 2514-nucleotide messenger RNA. RefSeq lists its product as uncharacterized. The record is from RefSeq and is a predicted model, not a curated record. The transcript is spliced from 4 exons. Lineage: Eukaryota; Fungi; Ascomycota; Eurotiomycetes; Eurotiales; Aspergillaceae. Bases 1 to 2514 code for a protein of 837 amino acids.